AUGUUGCUUUCAACAUUGUCAUCCUUGCUCCUCUCAGCAAUUCCUGUCCUGGCACUACCAGUCGACAAAUUCAACGACAUGAUACAAGGCCAAUCGAAGCGUGUCUCUGCAGCAGAGUAUGUUGGGGUUGCCGAAAGAGCAGAAAUGGUGGAAGGGGCACAUUUCGCGGCCGUCGACCUGGCCGAGGUUGUCCAGGGGACACACAAUCUUGAGAGCCGCUUGUUCGCCGCUGAAUAUCUUGAAGGUGCUGACGGCGAGGAGGUGUUUGAUGCCUAUCCAGCGUAUGUCGACGCCGCCGACUCUGCGAAGAUUUUAGGAGAGGCACAAGACUUGACCAAGCGUGUGUUUGCCGCCGAGUAUAUCGACGACACUCAUGGCGAGGAGAUUAUUGAGGCAUAUCCGGCCUAUGUCAACGCCGCUGACUCGAAAAAGGUUAUGGGGGAGUAA
Molecule: messenger RNA, 447 nt
Organism: Fonsecaea pedrosoi CBS 271.37
Lineage: Eukaryota; Fungi; Ascomycota; Eurotiomycetes; Chaetothyriales; Herpotrichiellaceae
Exons: 1
Coding region: 1-447 (148 amino acids)
Source: RefSeq, a predicted model, not a curated record